Lecanosticta acicola is the source of this 1538-nucleotide messenger RNA. The record is from the annotation of a GenBank genome assembly. Lineage: Eukaryota; Fungi; Ascomycota; Dothideomycetes; Mycosphaerellales; Mycosphaerellaceae.
AUGGCCUCGAUUCGCAUAGCUCCCUCGCGUGCCCAGCGAGCCGUCAGCCUCCUGCGAACCAUCAACUCCGGGAGCAGCACCUGCCCUUGCCAUUCCAAUCCAGGAGCCCACGAUCAUCACCAUGGCCACAUUCAAAACCCAUACGCAGGCCGCGUGCGAUCACUCGCCACACCCGCAGACCCGAGCCAGCAGAAGGAAUAUGCCUUUGAAAUGGCCGCUUCUAGCAUUCGCUUCGGACCAGGAUGCACCAAGGAGGUCGGGAUGGACUUUGCCAACCUUGGCGCGAAGAAGGUCAUGGUCGUGACGGACUCUGUUGUGGAGAAGCUCGAUGCUAUGAAGCAGGUCUCGGAAGGCCUGGAGAAGGAGGGUAUUCAGUUCGAGGUGUAUAACAAGGUCCGCGUGGAGCCGAAAGACUACUCGUAUGUUCAGAACAGGAACUUCUAGAAAACUGCUUGCUAACGAUUCACAGGAUACGAGAAGCAAUCGACUACGCAAAGCCAUAUGCACCAGACGCAUUCCUCGCAGUCGGUGGCGGUAGUGUCAUGGACACAGCAAAGCUGAUGAAUCUCUACACCACCUUCCCCAAUGCCGAAUUUCUGGACUUCGUCAACGCACCCAUUGGCAAAGGACAGCCCAUCACUGCCAAACUGAAGCCUCUCAUCGCCGUCCCCACCACCGCCGGCACUGGCUCAGAGACCACCGGCACAGCCAUCUUCGACCUGGUAGACAAGAAAGCCAAGACCGGAAUCGCCCACCGCAACCUGAAGCCCACCCUGGGAAUCUGCGACCCCAUCAACACCCGCACCAUGCCCUCCGCCGUCCACGCCUCCUCCGGCCUCGACGUCCUCUGCCACAGCCUCGAAUCCUGGACCGCAAUCCCCUACAACGAACGCAUCCCCCGCCCCCAGAACCCCAUCAACCGCCCGGCCUACCAAGGCGCCAACCCCAUCAGCGACAUCUUCUCCCUGCAAGCCCUCCGCGACACCGUCAAAUACCUGCCCCGCGCCGUCAAGGACCCCGACGACUGGGAGGCCCAAUCCAAGAUGCUCCUCGCCGCCACCCUCGCCGGGGUCGGCUUCGGCAACGCAGGCGUCCACCUCUGCCACGGAAUGUCCUACCCCAUCUCCUCCCAAAACCCCGGCUACCAGCACGCCGGCUACCACGUCACCACCCCCAUCAUCCCCCACGGCGUCUCCGUCGCCGUGACCGCGCCCGCCGUCUUCAAAUUCACCGGCGCCUCGAACCCGGAACGUCACCUGGCGGCGGCGGAAUGCUUCGGCGUCGACGUCUCCAACGCCAAGAAAGAAAGCGCCGGUGAGAUCCUCUCCGAGGCCCUCGCCCGAUUCCUCGUCGAUCUCGGCGAUCAGCCUCGAGGUCUCAAAGCGCUCGGUUUCCGCAGCAGUCAUGUCGAUACGCUCGUCGAAGGCACGAUCCCGCAGGCGCGAGUCUUGAUGUUGGCGCCGAAUCUGGAUACGAAUGGUGGACAGGAAGAGAGGGAACAGUUGCGGAAUUUGUUUGAGGAUGCGAUGGAGUACUAA